UGCACGAUAUUUAUUUGUUGCAGCCCUGUACUUCUACACUGUAUGGUUGCAGUCAGCAGUUUAAUUUCGUUUCGCUUCCAGCGUUAACAAAAUAUAACAUGGAUGAAACGGUAAAGGACAACAAGGAAGAGUGUGGUAUCAAGAAGGAACGAGAUGAGGUGAUUAUUUUUUGCCCAACGCUAUCAAAAACUGAGGAAAUCACGGAGGAGUGUGAUGUGAAGGGAGAACAAGGCGACGCGAUUACUUUCUCCCCAACGCUAACAAAAACUGAGGACAACACGGAGGAGUGUGAUGUGAAGGGAGAAGACGACGCGAUUACUUUGCGCCCAACGCUAACAAAAACUGAGGAAAUCACGGAGGAGUGUGAUGUGAAGGGAGAACGCGAUUAUUUUGCGCCCAACGCUAACAAAAACUGAGGACAACAUGGAGGAGUGUGAUAAGAAGGUAGGACAAGACGACGCUAUUAUUUGGCGCCCAACACUAAUAAAAACUGAGGACAACAUGGAGAAGUGUGAUAAGAAGGUAGGACAAGACGACGCUAUUAUUUGGCGCCCAACACUAAUAAAAACUGAGGAAAACACGGAGAAGUGUGAUGUGAAGGGAGAAGACGACGCGAUUACUUUGCGCCCAACGCUAACAAAAACCGAGGACAACACGGAGAAGUGUGAUAAGAAGGUAGGACAAGACGACGCUAUUAUUUGGCGCCCAACACUAAUAAAAACUGAGGAUAAAACUGAGGAGGGUGACGUGAAGGGAGUAGACGACACGAUUACUUCGCGGCCAACUCUAUCAACAACUAAAGACAACACGGAGGAGUUUAGUAAAAAUGGGGAACAAGUAGACGCGAUUAUUUUGCGACCAAAGCUAACAAGAAAGAAAAGAGAUGAAAAAUCUAAGGACAACACAGAUUGUGGUAAAAGAACGAGUUGAUGCAGUUGUUUUGCGACCAAAGCUAAGAAAGAAAAGAGAUCAAAUAGCUAAGGACAACACGAAGAAGUGUGGUAAAAAUGGGGGACAAGAUGAUGCGGUUAUUUUGCGACCAAAUCUAAGAAGAAAGAAAAGGGUUGAAAUUGCUAAGGACAACACGGAGGAGUGUAGUAAAAAGGGGGAUCAAGACGAGGCUAUUUAUUCGCGGCCAAUGCUAAAAAGAAAGAAAAGCAAUGAAGUAGUUAAGGACAACACGGAGGAGUGUGUAAACGGUAACACUGUGGAACAAGAUGAAAACGAUGAGGUGACAGAUUUUGAGGAGUCGUCUGACGACAGUGUCGCGUCCAGCGUGGAUCCCAUAGAAGAGCAGCUGUUCCUCGAUGGUCUGGAUCCCCUCUUGGAUCGGUUCUCGGAUGCCUCUGAUCAGGACUGGUUUCCAUUUUGCAAUCCACAAAAAAAAAAAAGGAGAUCCAUAAUGUAUUCUGUAAAAUGUGGCGGAAGGAAAGGUGGGAAAAGCAGCACGAAUCAAGCCCUACCUUUGUUCUCCUCAGAACAGAAGUGGAAAAGUGUAGAAGAGCCUGACGUUGAGCCGAAACAGCCAAUAUUCAAACCUAAAGACACACCUGGCCCGCAGUUAAACUCUACUGCAACAUGCAGUCCUCUGCACUAUUUUGAGUUGUUCUUUUCAAAAUCAGUGCUACAGACAGUUGUAGAACAUACAAAUGCAUAUGGAGCCAUGCAUUGUGAAGGAAAGAAGAGCCCAUGGGAGAACAUUUCAAUAAAAUAUCUUAAGUCAUUCAUUGCACUUAUGAUUUACAUGGGCAUGACGAAAUGCUUCAAACUGUCAGACUACUGGAAGAAAUCAUACAUAUACAGUAUGCCGUUUCCUGCAAGAAUCAUGUCUAGAAAUAAAUUUUUUAACAUCUGUUGGGGGCUCCAUCUUAAUGAUCCCAAAGUGGAUGCAGAGAAUGAAAAGAAGAGGGGAACACCUGAAUACGACCGCCUGUGUAAGAUCAAACCGCUGUACCAGGACAUGAGGGACGCCUGCAGAGCCUCUUUCCAUCCCUCUCAGAACAUCUCCAUUGAUGAACAAAUGGUGGCAUCGAACACCAAAAAUAUACUCCUAGAGUACAUGGAGGACAAACCUACAAGAUGGGGGUACAAACUUUUUGUUCUGGAAGAUUCCCUCUGUGGCUACACGUGGGACUUCUUCAUUUAUGAAGCGAAGGUCUAUUCAGAGAAGAGCAAAGGCAUUAGUUAUGACUCUGUCAUGAGUCUGGCAAAUGAAAAGUUGUUGGGUAGAGGUUACAAGCUGUUUGUUGACAACUUUUACACCAGUCCCAUGCUCUUCAGAGACCUGCUGCAAAAAAAGAUUGGGCUUGUGGCUCCGUUCGCGCAAACCGCAUUGGCCACUUAAAGACAGUGGCUCCUCGUGGCAAUAUUCGCUGGUUUAGGGAAGACAAUCUGCUAUUUGUUGAGUGGAAGGACAACAGGGACGUGCUGAUGUGCUCAACCUUUCAUAAAGCCUUUAAUGGGGACUCCAUUAAGAGGAACGUGAAAGGAACCGAUGGAGUUUGGGCCAUUCAGGAUUUCCCCGUACCAGGCGCAGUGUUGGACUACAAGAAGCACAUGGGAGGAGUGAAUCAGUCUGAAGCUUUUACAGGAUAUAGCACAGUUUUGAAAAAAAAAAAAAAAAAUAUGGUCCUUUUUUAACUAUUUUGUGGACAUCGCUGUAGUCAAUGCCUUCAUUUUGCACCAGCAGAUGGCCAAGAUGAAUAACCAGAAGCCUCUGACUCAGAAGGCUUUCCGGGAGACACUUGUUGAAGAGCUUGCGGGAACAUUACAUGCAUCUGCUCCUGUACAAGAAGAUCUUACAAAUUCCCACCUACCCAAAUUCAACAAAGAAGACAGCACCUUUGGAAAACAGAGAUGCAAAGUGUGUCGUCAUAAAACUCCAGUCAUGUGUACAACUUGCCAGGUGCAUUUAUGCUUUGUUCCAAAGCGUGACUGUUACAAUAAAUGGCAUGACAAAUUAACUGAAGAGUCUGAAAGAGAGUAAUGGCCAAGGUAUACAUUGCACACUAGAGUUUGCAUAAAAUUUAAUGCAUAGCCAUUCAAAGUAUGCAAUAAUUGAUCACAUGCGUGAAUGCAGGCGGAGGCUAUGUCUAUAGAAAGUUCAAUUUUUGUCCAGCAUCUAAACUUUUUCUUUAGAAAUUUGGCUGGUAAAAAUAUUUUUGUACUCCUGUCGUGGAAAUUCUGACUUAAUAAAGCAAUAACAUAUUGGUGAAGACUGAGAAUGAAAAACCAGAGUUUUGUCUUGGUAUUGCUUUGAUUCUCUGAAGAGAAUGAUCUGGUUUACACACAAAGAGAUAACACACAGACUCGCAGCCCACUUUUUAUAGUAUGUAAAAAGAUACAUUGAAGGACAGACUAGGACCUUUGAGCCAAUCAUAUUGCUUAAGAAUUUUUACUUAAAAAUAGUUAGAGAUGCUAUUGGUACCGAUACCUGUCAGAUUCAGAGAUAUGGGACCUGAUGAUGAAAAGGUGCUUAAUAUUUAGUCUUACAACUGUGUAGAUAUUAACAACACAUUGCCUGGUUGAAAUUAUGUAUGAGCUGUUUGUAAAGUGUUGCAUUAAAAAGAUUUCUUAUAAA
Carassius carassius (crucian carp) is the source of this 3580-nucleotide messenger RNA. Its product is annotated as piggyBac transposable element-derived protein 4-like. The transcript is spliced from 3 exons. Lineage: Eukaryota; Metazoa; Chordata; Actinopteri; Cypriniformes; Cyprinidae. Bases 884 to 2344 code for a protein of 486 amino acids. The record is from RefSeq and is a predicted model, not a curated record.